CUCUCCCUCUGUCUGUCUCUCGAGACGCGUCGAGCUGUUCCCAGCCCGUCCCUCCUCGUCCUCUGCCCGCCGCCCUCCCCCCUCUUCUUCUUAAAGCUCUAAUGGCAGUGGAGUGAGCUGCGCACUCGCACAGUGGAGUCUUGAGGUGGUAGUAGAUUGGGGCGCGGCGGCGGCGGCGGUGGUGGAGUCCGAGUCGGAGGGGUGGAAAGGAGGGAGGAAGGAAGGGGCGCCGGGGGCCAGGAAUAGUGUGUGGUAGAGUGGGCGCCUAAUUUGGGGGCGGGGGGAACGAAAGGCCCAGGCCCUUGGCCGGAGGGAGGGCGGGGGUUGGGUUCUCGGACCGGCCAUUCAUGGCGCCGUGGACCGGCUUAUGGGGCGCUAGGGCCGGCGCCGGCGCCGGUGCCUACCGGGGCACGCCGGUGGUGGUCAAGAUGGAGAACCCCAACUGGUCCAUCUCCGAGAUCUCCCCGGAGGACGCCGAGGACGAGGACUUCCUCGUCUCCGGCGCCGGCGCCGCCCGCCGCCGCAAGGGCGGCCGCGGGAAGAACGCCAAACAGAUCACCUGGGUGCUGCUCCUCAAGGCGCACCGCGCCGCCGGCUGCCUCGCCUCGCUGGCCUCCGCGGCCGUCACCCUCGGCGCCGCCGCCAGGCGCCGCGUGGCCGACGGCCGCACCGAUGCCGACGCCGGCGCCACGCCCGGCUCGGCGGGCGAGAGCCCCGUGCUCCGCUCCCGCUUCUACGCCUUCAUUAGGGCCUUCCUCCUCCUCUCCCUGCUCCUCCUCGCGGUCGAGCUCGCCGCGCGCUUCCACGGCUGGGACCUCGCCGCCUCCGCCCUGGCCCUCCCCAUUAUCGGCGUCGAGUCGCUCUACGCCUCCUGGCUGCGCCUCCGCGCCGCCUACCUCGCGCCGCUGCUCCAGUUCCUCACCGACGCCUGCGUCGUGCUCUUCCUCAUCCAGAGCGCCGACCGCCUCAUCCAGUGCCUCGGCAGCUUCUACAUCACCGUGAAGCGCAUCAAGCCCAGGCUCAAGUCCCCGGCGCUGCCGGACGCCGAGGACCCCGACGCCGGCUACUACCCCAUGGUGCUCGUGCAGAUACCAAUGUGCAACGAGAAAGAGGUGUAUCAGCAAUCAAUUGCGGCCGUCUGCAACCUCGAUUGGCCGAGGUCCAACUUCUUGGUUCAGGUUUUAGAUGACUCCGACGACCCGACGACGCAGUCGCUCAUCAGGGAGGAGGUCGCGAAGUGGCAGCAGACCGGGGCCCGGAUUCUGUACCGGCACCGCGUGCUCAGGGACGGGUACAAGGCCGGGAACCUCAAGUCGGCCAUGGCCUGCAGCUACGUCAAGGAUUACGAAUUUGUUGCCAUCUUUGACGCUGACUUCCAACCAAACCCCGACUUUUUAAAGCGCACUGUGCCACAUUUCAAGGACAAUGAUGAAUUGGGGCUGGUGCAAGCGAGAUGGUCGUUUGUGAACAAGGAUGAGAACUUAUUGACUCGGUUGCAGAACAUCAAUCUUUGCUUCCACUUUGAGGUGGAGCAGCAGGUGAAUGGUGUCUUCUUAAACUUCUUUGGGUUCAAUGGCACGGCCGGCGUGUGGAGGAUCAAGGCGCUGGAGGAGUCCGGCGGGUGGAUGGAGCGGACAACAGUGGAGGAUAUGGACAUUGCGGUUCGGGCGCAUCUCCAUGGCUGGAAGUUUAUCUUCCUGAACGAUGUCGAGUGCCAAUGUGAACUGCCAGAGUCAUACGAGGCUUACAGGAAGCAGCAACAUCGGUGGCAUUCCGGUCCAAUGCAGCUAUUCAGGCUUUGCAUACCGGACAUCAUCAAGUCCAAGAUUUCGGUGUGGAAGAAAUUCAACCUGAUCUUCCUCUUCUUCCUACUCCGGAAGCUCAUACUACCCUUCUACUCCUUCACGCUCUUCUGCAUCAUCCUCCCGAUGACCAUGUUUGUGCCCGAAGCCGAGCUCCCGGACUGGGUCGUAUGCUACAUCCCUGCCCUUAUGUCCCUGCUCAACAUCCUGCCGUCCCCGAAGUCGUUCCCUUUCAUCAUCCCAUACCUGCUCUUCGAGAACACCAUGUCGGUGACCAAGUUCAACGCCAUGAUCUCGGGCCUGUUCCAGCUCGGCAGCGCCUACGAGUGGGUUGUGACCAAGAAGUCGGGGCGGUCGUCGGAGGGCGACCUCAUCUCCCUGGCGGCGGCGCCGCCCAGGGAGCUGCGGCACCACCCGAAGACCGGGUCGGCGCCGAGCAUGGAGGCGCUGAUGGUGCUCAAGGAGCAGCCGAGCCCGAAGAAGGAAGGGAAGAAGCAGCAGAAGAAGCACAACCGGAUAUACAAGAAGGAGCUGGCGCUGUCGCUGCUCCUGCUGACGGCCGCCGCUCGCAGCCUGCUGACGAAGCAGGGUAUACACUUCUACUUCCUGCUGUUCCAGGGCAUCUCCUUCUUGUUAGUAGGCCUUGACCUCAUAGGCGAGCAGGUCGAAUGAAAAAAGAAAAAUGUAAACAUGGACACGAUAGAUUUUAAAAGGCAGUGGUUGGCACCAA
Aegilops tauschii subsp. strangulata is the source of this 2532-nucleotide messenger RNA. Its product is annotated as probable xyloglucan glycosyltransferase 9. Gene Ontology annotation, molecular function: glycosyltransferase activity. Lineage: Eukaryota; Viridiplantae; Streptophyta; Magnoliopsida; Poales; Poaceae. Gene Ontology annotation, cellular component: Golgi apparatus. The record is from RefSeq and is a predicted model, not a curated record.